GGAGCGCGGCGCUGCAGCCAUGGCGGGCGGCGCGCGGCUGCUCUGGGUGCCGCUAUUGGUGCUGCUGGCGCAGCUCGGGCCGCAGCCCGGGCUGGGCCGUCCCCGAGAGCGUCUCCGCGUGCGCUUCACCCCGGCGGUGUGCGGCCUGCGCUGCAUCCAUGGGCCCACCGGCUCCCACUGUACCCCGACCUGCGCGCCCCGCAACGCCACCAGCGUGGACAGCGGCGCCCCCGGCGGGGCGGCCCCCGGGGGACCGGGCUUCCGCGCCUUUUUGUGUCCACUGAUCUGUCACAACGGCGGCGUAUGCGUGAAGCCCGACCGCUGCCUCUGUCCCCCGGACUUCGCUGGCAAAUUCUGCCAGUUGCACUCUUCGGGCGCCCGACCCCCGGCCCCAGCCAUGCCAGGCCUCACCCGCUCCGUGUACACCAUGCCACUGGCCAACCAUCGCGACGAUGAACACGGCGUGGCGUCUAUGGUGAGCGUGCAUGUGGAACACCCACAAGAGGCCUCGGUGGUGGUGCACCAGGUGGAGCGUGUGUCUGGGCCGUGGGAAGAGACGGACGCCGAAGCGGUGGCUAGGGCUGAGGCGGUGGCGCGAGCGGAGGCGGCGGCGCCCUACACGGUGUUGGCACAGAGCGCGCCACGAGAGGACGGCUACUCCGACGCUUCAGGCUACGGUUACUGUUUUCGGGAGCUGCGCGGAAGCGAAUGUGCGUCACCGCUUCCCGGACUCCGGACUCAAGAGGUCUGCUGUCGAGAGACCGGCUUGGCCUGGGGGGUUCAUGACUGUCAGCCUUGCUCAGAGCACCUGGGGAACUCCAACCGAGUCGGUGUCCCAGAUGGGCCUUGUCCAGCCGGCUUCGAGAGGGUUAAUGGGUCCUGCGAAGACGUGGAUGAGUGCGCCACAGGUGGGCGCUGCCAGCACGGGGAGUGUGCCAACACACGCGGCGGGUACACGUGUGUGUGCCCCGACGGCUUUCUGCUCGACUCAUCCCGCAGCAGUUGCAUCUCCCAACACGUGAUCUCAGAGGCUAAGGGGCCCUGCUUCCGUGUGCUCCGCGAUGGCGGCUGCUCACUGCCCAUUCUGCGCAACAUCACCAAGCAGAUCUGCUGCUGUAGCCGUGUGGGUAAGGCCUGGGGUCGAGGCUGCCAGCUCUGCCCACCUUUUGGCUCAGAGGGUUUUCGAGAGAUCUGUCCAGCUGGCCCUGGUUACCACUACUCAGCCUCUGACCUCCGCUACAACACCAGACCCUUGGGCCAGGAGCCACCUAGAGUGUCCCUCAGCCAGCCACGUGCCCCACAAGUCACCCUUCGGCCUCCCAUAGGCUCUCUGCCCACACAUAGACCUGAGCCCCGGCCUGAGCCUCGGCCUGAGCCCCGGCCUAUCCCUGAGCUUCCCCUGCCCAGCAUUCCUGCCUGGACUGGUCCUGAGAUUCCUGAAUCAGGUCCCUCCUCAAUCGUGUGUCAGCGCAAUCCCCAGAUCUGUGGCCCAGGUCGCUGCAUACCACGGCCCAGUGGUUACACUUGCGCGUGUGACUCGGGUUUCCGGCUCAGCCCCCAGGGCACCCGCUGCAUCGACGUGGAUGAAUGUCGCCGCAUACCCCCGCCUUGUGCUCCCGGGCGCUGCGAGAACACGCCAGGCAGUUUUCGCUGCGUGUGCGGCCCGGGCUUCCGAGCCGGCCCGCGGGCUACCGAGUGCCUGGACGUGGAUGAGUGCCAGCGCGUGCCGCCGCCGUGUGACCGCGGGCGCUGCGAGAACACGCCAGGCAGCUUCCUCUGCGUGUGCCCCGCUGGGUACCAGGCAGCACCGCACGGAGCCAGCUGCCAGGAUGUGGACGAAUGCACGCAGAGCCCAGGCCUAUGUGGCCGCGGCGUGUGUGAGAACCUGUCCGGCUCUUUCCGCUGUGUUUGCCCGGCUGGCUUCCGGGGUUCGGCGUGUGAAGAGGAUGUGGAUGAGUGUGCCCAGGAGCCGCCACCCUGUGGGCCAGGCCGCUGUGACAACACGGCUGGCUCCUUUCACUGUGCCUGCCCAGCUGGCUUCCGCUCCAGAGGGCCUGGGGCCCCCUGCCAAGAUGUGGAUGAGUGUGCCCGUAGCCCCUCGCCUUGUGCCUAUGGCCGGUGUGAGAACACAGAGGGCAGCUUCCAGUGUGUCUGCCCCACAGGCUUCCAACCCAACGCUGCUGGCUCUGAGUGCGAGGAUGUGAAUGAAUGUGAGAACCACCUGGCAUGUCCUGGACAGGAGUGUGUGAACUCACCUGGCUCUUUCCAGUGCAGGGCCUGUCCUUCUGGCUACCAUCUGCACCGUGGCAGAUGCACUGACGUGGACGAAUGCAGUUCAGGCGCCCCCUGCGGUCUCCAUGGUCACUGCACUAACACCGAAGGCUCCUUCAGCUGCAGCUGCGCACCAGGGUACCGGGCGCCAUCCGGUCUGCCCGGGCCCUGUGCAGAUGUAAACGAGUGUCUGGAGGGCGACUUCUGCUUCCCCCACGGAGAGUGCCUCAACACCGAUGGUUCCUUUGCCUGUACUUGUGCCCCCGGCUACCGGCCCGGACCCCGCGGAGCGUCUUGUCUCGAUGUGGAUGAGUGCAGCGAGGAGGACCUUUGCCAGAGCGGCCUCUGUACCAACACCGACGGCUCCUUCGAGUGUGUCUGUCCUCCGGGACACCGGGCCGGCCCAGACCUCGCCUCCUGCCUUGAUAUUGAUGAAUGUCGUGAGCGGGGCCCCGCCCUGUGCGGGUCUCAGCGCUGUGAGAACUCCCCUGGCUCCUACCGCUGUGUCCGGGACUGCGAUCCGGGCUAUCACGCGGGACCCGAGGGCACCUGUGAUGAUGUGGAUGAAUGCCAAGAAUAUGGCCCUGCAAUUUGUGGAGCUCAGCGCUGUGAGAACACCCCUGGAUCGUACCGCUGCACACCAGCCUGUGACCCCGGCUAUCAGCCCAUGCCAGGGGGUGGAUGCCAGGAUGUGGAUGAGUGCCGGAACCGGUCCUUCUGUGGUGCCCAUGCUGUGUGCCAGAACCUGCCUGGAUCCUUCCAGUGCCUCUGUGACCAGGGCUAUGAGGGGGCGCGGGACGGGCGUCACUGCGUGGAUGUGAAUGAGUGUGAAACACUACAGGGUGUCUGUGGAGCUGCCCUGUGUGAAAAUGUUGAAGGUUCCUUCCUCUGUGUCUGUCCUACCAGCCCUGAGGAGUUUGACCCCAUGACUGGACGCUGUGUUCCCCCACGGACUUCUGCUGGUACAUUUCCAGGUUCACAGCCCCAAGCACCUGCCAGCCCUAACCUGCCACCGGCCAGGCCUCCCCCACCAUCCCCACCUCGAAGACCCAGCACACCCAGGCAGGGUCCUGUGGGCAGUGGGCGCCGGGAGUGCUACUUUGACACAGCAGCCCCAGAUGCAUGUGACAACAUUCUGGCACGGAACGUGACGUGGCAGGAGUGCUGCUGUACUGUGGGUGAGGGCUGGGGCAGCGGCUGCCGCAUCCAGCAGUGCCCAAGCACCGAGACAGCUGAAUACCAGUCAUUGUGCCCCCACGGCAGGGGCUACCUGGCACCCAGUGGAGACCUGAGUCUACGGAGAGAUGUGGACGAAUGCCAGCUCUUCCGAGACCAAGUAUGCAAGAGCGGAGUCUGCGUGAACACAGCCCCAGGCUACUCGUGUUACUGCAGCAACGGAUACUACUACCACGCUCAGAGGCUGGAGUGCGUUGAUAAUGACGAAUGCGCCGACGAGGAGCCAGCUUGUGAAGGAGGCCGCUGUGUCAACACGGUGGGCUCUUAUCACUGCACGUGCGAGCCCCCACUUGUGCUGGACGGCUCGCGGCGCCGCUGCGUCUCCAACGAGAGCCAGAGCCUGGAUGACAAUCUGGGAGUGUGCUGGCAGGAAGUGGGGCCUGACCUCGUUUGUAGUCGCCCACGGCUGGACCGGCAGGCCACCUACACAGAGUGCUGUUGUCUCUAUGGAGAAGCCUGGGGCAUGGACUGUGCCCUCUGCCCUGCCCAGGACUCAGAUGACUUUGAGGCCCUGUGCAAUGUGCUGCGUCCCCCUGCAUAUGGCCCCCCUCGGCCAGGUGGCUUUGGGCUGCCCUAUGAGUAUGGCCCAGACAUAGGCCCCCCUUACCAGGGCCUCCCCUACGGGCCUGAGUUGUACCCACCACCCGUGCUACCCUAUGACCCCUACCCACCACCCCCUGGACCCUUUGCCCGCCGGGAAGCCCCUUACGGGGCACCACCCUUCGACAUGCCGGACUUUGAGGAUGAUGGUGGCCCCUAUGGUGAAUCUGAGGCUCCUGUGCCACCCAGCCGGGGCAUGGGCUGGCCCUAUCGGUCCCGUGACACCCGCGGCUCCUUCCCAGAGCCUGAGGAGUCCUCUGAAGGUCGAGGCUACACAGACGCCCUGGCUGAGCCCUAUGAGGGGCUGGAGGCCGAGGAGUGUGGGAUCCUGGAUGGCUGUGCCCACGGCCGCUGCGUGCGCGUUCCUGAAGGCUUCACCUGCGACUGCUUCGAUGGCUACCGCCUGGACAUAACCCGCAUGGCCUGUGUCGACAUCAACGAGUGCGAUGAGGCAGAGGCAGCCUCCCCACUCUGUGUCAACGCGCGCUGUGUCAACACCGAUGGCUCCUUUCGCUGUAUUUGCCGCCCGGGAUUUGCACCCACACACCAGCCACACCACUGUGCGCCUGCGCGGCCCCGCGCCUGAAUCCUACCCACGCCUGCACUUGGGAAGGUGCCCGGCACACCUGCAGCCUGUUAGUGCACAUGCGCACUGGGAUUGAGCUAGUGGACACAGGAUUAAUAGACUCUAGGAGCAAGGUCUUCACUCUUCCCACCACCCCCAGCCCCUCUUGCCCGAGCCCUGGGCCUGGUCUCUUCCUAGGUUCCCUUCACAUUUCCUUUCUAUUUUAUAAAAUGUUCAAUUAAAAACACCUAUUUUGUA
This is a messenger RNA of Marmota monax (woodchuck), 4930 nucleotides long. It is a transcript of the gene Ltbp4, whose product is annotated as latent transforming growth factor beta binding protein 4. NCBI's taxonomy places the organism in Eukaryota, Metazoa, Chordata, Mammalia, Rodentia, Sciuridae. Bases 20 to 4693 code for a protein of 1557 amino acids. The record is from RefSeq and is a predicted model, not a curated record. Gene Ontology annotation, molecular function: calcium ion binding. The transcript has 30 exons.